Molecule: messenger RNA, 3309 nt
Organism: Colius striatus (speckled mousebird)
Lineage: Eukaryota; Metazoa; Chordata; Aves; Coliiformes; Coliidae
Gene: GLT1D1
Product: glycosyltransferase 1 domain containing 1
Exons: 13
Coding region: 507-1415 (302 amino acids)
Molecular function (GO): glycosyltransferase activity
Source: RefSeq, a predicted model, not a curated record
CGCUGGGGAGAGGCGGGACGUGGCGGACCGGAAGCUGCGGGGUGCGUCCGCUCGGAGGGUGCGGACUGUGAGGAGUCCCCGGGCCGGGCGGCCGGCGUCAGCGGGCCAGCUUCUGUCCUCAGCGCCGGGCUGCGCCAGGCCGAGCCGGGGCGAGGGCUGGCUACACCUCCGGCUGUGCGGAGGAAGGGAAGGGGCGGUUUUCUCCCCUCAGAUUCUCCCCUAGGCGGGUACGGAAGGCGCGGAGAGGAGGCAGCAGCGGGGAGAAUCGAUUUUAUGGUGACUUCUUGCGUUACUAGCCUGGGAGUUACGUUUUACACAUUAACUGGAGCUGUGUGACAUUAUUAACGACACAGACGGAAAGGCACAAGCGAGAGCAGCUCCCGUGAAGUGGCCAUUCUGCAGAAAAACGUGACUGUGCGCUGUAAAUUCCCUUUUUGUCGGUGUCAGGCUGCCAGCGACAACAUCUACAUGCUGCAGGUCACAUCUGUGUCCUUAAAGAUGCUUUCAUGUAUGAAAGUCCAACUGAAAUAGGAAAUCUAACAUCCACAGGCAAGUUUGAUGCAGCCUUGGCUAUUCAUCUUUAUAAAGGAGGCAGACUUCUGCAAGGUAGCAGAAUUCCUUUUGGAAUAAUCUUUGGUGGGACAGAUGUAAAUGAAGAUACCAAAUGUGAAGAGAAACGUCGGGUAAUGGGAGAGGUGCUGGGAGAAGCCAGGUUUGCAGUGGCUUUCACGAUGAAAAUGAAGGAACUGGCAGCAGCAGAGUGGCCAGAUGCUAGAAAUAAAAUUUAUGUCCAAACUCAAGGAAUUAAGACUACAGCCACUGAAACGUUUGACUGGUAUAGAUUUCUACAAAAUGCAGACAUUCCUACAGAUACAGGCAGUUUACAUAUGUUUCUUCUGAUAUGUGGACUUCGAAGAAUCAAAGACCCUUUAUAUUUAGUAGAUGUAUUUUCAGAUUGGCACAGGAAGGAUCCCCGCGUCUAUCUGGGCAUAAUUGGACCUGCAGUUGAUCCACUUUAUACAAGUGAAGUUAAGGAAAAAAUUAAAAGGGCACCUGGAGUAUAUUUACUACAGGAGAUGCCACAAGGUGAUCUUCAUGCUGCUAUGAAGAGAUGCUUUGCUGUGGUGAACAGCUCGAUUUCAGAGGGGAUGUCUGCUGCAAUUCUGGAGGCAAUGGAUUUAGGUGUUCCUGUGCUGGCAAGGAACAUUCCUGGGAAUGCGGCGAUAAUAAACCAUACGGAAACGGGACUGCUAUUUUCAAAUCCUCAGGAGUUUGUUGUGCUGUCUAAGAGUUUGAUGAAUGACCCCAUUAUGGAAAGAGAAAUGGUAACAAGGGCCAAAGACUACGUGAAGAAACAUCAUUCAUGGGAAAGUGAAAGAAAAACCUAUCAGAAUCUAGUCCUAAUGCUCCAGUGAAUUGCAAGACUACAGUUGAUACCCAGCAGCCUACAUAGUGCACUUUAAUGAGGGAUAUGUAAUUAGAUUUGGGUUUCUCUUGGUUUAAUUUUAGAAGGGAUAGUGAGACGUAUUCUUAGUCUCUUCAAACAUUCCAACAUCACAGGAGUUGCCUGCUACUUCAAGCUAUCAAAUUUAUGUAAUUCAGCACUCUGUCUCUACUGUACCAAUUCAUCACAGACUGGGAUCAUUUUGUGAGAUCACACAGGAGAAUAUGCUCCUUGAGCAGACACGAAAUUUUUGUUGUAAGGCCUCACAGGGAGGAUGAUUUCUUGCACACAGCUCAGCACUCCACCACCUAGAGCUUACAUCAUGAUGUUGUGAUCAUGUUGCAUUCUGACCAAACUGCAGUAGCAGUUUUCUUUCCAGUUGUUACACCAUCUGAAUGUAUUCAGGUACAUGUGACAUGCACACACAUGUUCAUAAAGCUGGGAUUAGUUAUCUAGAGUAUGAAAUUAUUGAGAGGAGGGCUUUCUUAACACUGGAAGAUCAGCAUACCUAUUGCCUGCAUAAUGAUGAAAAGGGGCCAAAAAGAAGACACAGUGUUGAUGUUUGGGGAAUGUAAGGACUAUAGGGCAUGUUUUUUACUACCCUCAAGUUACUGAAUUGCUUUCAGAUAAGCUGAUAUGACCAAAUAGUACUAUGUCUGCAUUUUCUCUUGGGUCCUGGGACUAGAGCAGGAAGAUUGGCACAGCCCCUGACGGCCAUACAUGGCUUCAGAUUCCAGAACUGCACAGUGCUGCCUGCAGCAGUGAGAUGUGCUUGCAGACAGAGCUGCUUUGGUACAUAAACUACCUCUUAGUUUACCAUUUUCUUUGGUACCUCUGAGAUUUACUUAUUUACUAAAAUAUUUAUGAGUGCUAUAAAAAGGGAUGAAGGCAGGGGGGGAAGUUAUUUUCAAUUUACUGUGUAUUUUGGUACUGUUUGUUCUCAUUUGUAAUUUUGAGGAUCUAUUGUAAUAUACCACAGUAGGCUACUUUAAAGUGAGACUUAACUGUGCUUGAAGACCAUACUAAUCAUUUCUGCCAGCCCAGCAGUUAUGGACAGAAGCUCGGAAAGGUGGGGGCUGGAAGGGCCCUCCAGAGCUCAUCCAGCCCAAUCCCCUGCUAAAGCAGGUUCCCCUCGAUCAAGGGGCACAGGAACGUGUCCAGGUGGGUUUGGAAAUCUCCAGAGGAGACUCCACACCCUGCCUGGGCAGCCUGGGCCAGGGCUCUCUCACCUCAACAGUGACAAAGUUUUUCCUUGUGUUCCAAGGGAAUUUCCCAUGUUCCAACUUCUGUCUGUUACCCUUUGUCCUGUCACUGGUCCCUACAGGACAAAGCCUGGUCCCAUCCUUUCAACAUUCACCCUUUAAGUAUUUAUAAGCAUUGAUAAGAUUUCCCCUCAGCCUUCUCUUAUCCAGCCUAAACAGCCCCAGGCCCACAGCAUUUCCUCCUCAGGGAGAUGCUCCAGUCCCCUCAGCAUCUUGGUAGCCCUUCACAAGCCUCUUUCCAGCAGUUCCCUGACUCUCUUGAACUGGGGAGACCAGAACUGGACACAAUACUCCAGAUGUGGCCUCACCAGGGCAGAGUACAUGUCUUUCAAUCCAUAACUGGUCAUCAAAGGAUGUACAUUUAUAGAGGGGGAGUAAAAAUGGUUCAUAUUUUUAACUACUUGUUAUUAGGAGACUCUUUUUGCUUUGUGGAAGCUUGAUCCUGACCCUAGUGAGAACCAGCGAGAUGCUCUCUAUUGAUUGGAAUGGCUACUGUGACAGACUUUUCUUUGUAACAAUGAAGUUCACUGUCUAUUUUAAACUUUCCUCUUUAAUUUUGAUGUUUUGCAACUGUUGAGACAAUAAACAAGAAAGCAAUUUAAA